Molecule: messenger RNA, 402 nt
Organism: Arabis nemorensis
Lineage: Eukaryota; Viridiplantae; Streptophyta; Magnoliopsida; Brassicales; Brassicaceae
Source: the annotation of a GenBank genome assembly
AUGGGUAGUGUGAGGGAAUGGUACAUGCGUCCCUUUCCAGGGAGGAAUUGUCCCCUUGUAGUGAAUCUUUAUGCUAAGCUGGGCCUUCAUCGUCACAAUAUGUUGGAGGGGACUAAGUUGCAGCUUCUUGGAAUAGAGAAAUACAAUAGACGUGGCAUGAACAUGCCUGCCUCGUAUUUUAUAACUUCGCGUGCAUACGAUCAUGCUACAACUUCCCUUGUAGCUUUUCAGACUCAAGUUGACGAAGAAGAAUAUAACACUAAGAAUGUCACAUGUCACAUAGCCAGACAUAAAAAGACAGUUUUCUACAUAACAUAUUAUCAUUACAUGGGCAAGGGUAAGGUUUGCAAACGCUUUUGUCUCGUGGACUCCGGCGUAAGAGGAAACUCUGCAUGUGGCUGA